Molecule: messenger RNA, 2686 nt
Organism: Carcharodon carcharias (great white shark)
Lineage: Eukaryota; Metazoa; Chordata; Chondrichthyes; Lamniformes; Lamnidae
Product: prickle planar cell polarity protein 3-like
Exons: 13
Coding region: 65-2455 (796 amino acids)
Cellular component (GO): synaptic vesicle; membrane
Molecular function (GO): zinc ion binding
Source: RefSeq, a predicted model, not a curated record
ACACGCCCACUCUGCGGCCUCGCGCCUGCGCUCUCGCACCGCCAGUGGCUGCAGUGAAGACAAAAUGGAGAUAGUGAACCAGAUUGUGGCCAGCGGCUCCUUUCGCGUGGCCAAGGAACCACUGGGCUUCAUCAAGAUCCUGGAAUGGAUUUUUGCCAUCUUUGCGUUCGCCACUUGCGGCAGCUAUUCCGGAGAGUUCCGCCUCAGCGUCGAGUGCAUCAACAGAAGCGAGAGCGACCUCGACAUCAGGGUGCAGUUUGAGUACCCAUUCAGGCUGCACCAGGUGUACUUCGACGCGCCCACCUGCCGGGGAGACAGGACCGAGCGGUACUUCCUGACCGGUGACUACUCCUCGUCGGCCGAGUUCUUCGUCACCAUCGCCGUCUUCGCCUUCCUCUACUCCACGGCCGCCACCAUCGUCUACUUCUUCUUUCAGCCCAAGUACCGGGAAAACAACAAGGGCCCCAUGAUCGAUUUUGUCGUCACGGUGAUAUUUGCCUUCCUCUGGCUGGUCAGCUCCUCUGCCUGGGCAAAGGGUCUCUCAGAUGUCAAGACGGCCACCGACCCGGACGAGAUUAUCGAACUCAUCCAAUCGUGUGAUACGAGGGAUAACUCCUGCAACGCCCUGCAAGAUCCGGUCAUGUCUGGAUUGAACACUUCCGUGCUCUCUGCUUUGGAGGCGAUAGAUAGGGGAAGACCAUGUCACAUCUGUGCAGAGCAGUGUCCAGGAUAUGUGGCUCAUGGCUGGAGGAAGAUCUGCCUCCUGUGUAAGUGCCCUCGGGAGGAACACGCUAUCAAGGCCCUGCCCUCUGAGCUGGAGAGCGUGGUCUACAAGAUGGUCAGCACCUUCCAUCGUUUCUCCAUCUCGGACGACGACUCAGGCUGCGCGCUGGAGGAGUACGCCUGGGUUCCGCCCGGACUGAAGCCCGAUCAGGUUUACCAAUACUUCAGCUGUCUUCCAGAAGACAAGAUUCCCUACAUAAACAGUCCGGGAGAAAGAUACCGGAUCAAACAACUCCUGCGGCAACUGCCCCCUCAUGACAGUGAGCCUCAAUAUUGUAAUAGUCUGGAUGAGGAGGAGAUGAAGGAUUUGAAGUUGUUUAGUCAGCAGCGCAAGCGGGAGAAUCUGGGCCGUGGGACUGUUCGGCCGUUCCCUGUGACUGUUACAGGAGCGAUCUGUGAGCAGUGCGGACGCCAGAUCCCAUGCGGUGACCUCGCCGUGUUCGCCAGCCGGGUGGGUCACGGCGCCUUCUGGCACCCGGAGUGCUUCACCUGUGCCGUCUGCAGCGAGCUCCUGCUGGACCUCAUCUACUUCUACCAGGAUGGGAAGAUCUACUGCGGGAGGCAUCACGCCGAGCAGCUUAAGCCACGUUGCCAGGCCUGCGAUGAGAUCAUCUUCACCAGCCAGUGCACAGUGGCCGAGGGACACCACUGGCACAUGAAGCACUUCUGCUGCUUCGAGUGCGAGGCCCCACUGGCUGGGCAGCGGUACAUCAUGAAGGCCAGUCAGCCGUUCUGCUUCCCCUGCUUCGAGGCCCUUUACGCCGAAUACUGCGACACCUGUGGGGAGCAUAUCGGCAUUGACCAGAGCGAGAUGACCUACCACGGACAGCACUGGCACGCUACCCAGCUCUGUUUCCGCUGCGCGGCCUGCGGCCUCCCCCUGCUGGGCCUCCGCUUCCUGCCCAAGCAAGGCCAGAUCUUCUGCUCCAAGGCCUGCGCCCAGGCCUGUCAACUCGAGGCCUCCGACUCCUGCGACUCGGCCCUGCAGGGAGGCCAGGCCAGGCCGAAGGGGAGGCGCAGGGCCUCCGGGACAGGCCGGGCCUCGGCCAAGGGGAUGGAGGCCCGACCUUCCGCCCGGGCCCGGGCGGAGGGCAAAGGUCACCGGGCAGGGUCGGAGGGCGGGAGCCCGGCAACAGCCUCCCCGAGGCCGGGGGCCGGAGAGCGGACGGACACCGUGCCUCAGGACCCCGAUGUCACGACGCAAGCCGGGCCGGCAAGCCAACUCGACAGGGGAGUGACAGAUUUUGUAGGUGACAGGAAGCCGGGACCGAGGGACCCUCGACUCUCCAGGUCUGAACACCGCGGGCGAGUUGGUGACGAGGACAGCGUGAAGGGAUCGGAACAGCGGGGGCCUCCCCAGCGUCGAGUCAGGCCGGCCGGGCAGGGAGCGCCGCCCGGGGAGCAGGCCCCGCCAGCGGCCGCGGAGCCGGCCGGCGGUCAUCCCGCCAGACAUCGGUGGGCUAAAUGGCCAGGGGGGCACCGAGAUGCCCGGCCGGGGCUCGAUGGCGAGCGGUGCUCCUCCUGCUCCUCGUCCUCCGAGUCGGAGGAGGACGGCUUUUUCCUGGGAGAGCCGAUCCCGGCGCCCCGCUACCUGCGGACUCCGGCGAGCCCGCCACUCCGGCCACCGGACUCCCAGAGAGGCCCGACGGACAAAGGCUGCCGGGUGUCUUAGGCCUCGGGGGUCCGAGUCCAGACGCCAAGGCCCGCGGAGUUCUGGUUGGGGCCUUGGGCCGCCAUUUUGUGCCCGUUGGCCAUGUCAGGUGGCCAUUUUGUGCCCGUUGGCCACAUCAGGCAGCCAUUUUGUCUUCGCUCGCGUGGAACGAGGGGCCCGGGAAUUGACCACCCCCCCCCCCCCCAGGAGCAAAUACAGCAGGAAUGUGACCACGAGAGGCUGGCGGGUGUU